AGUUGGUGUGUCCUCGUUACUGCUGAGCACUAAUUGGGGGCUUCAGGGGACCAAUGAGCUGUGAUAAAGCAAUUCCUCUCAGGAGCAUCUGAGGCCACAGGCAGGGACAUCAGUUCAGCUCUUUAAACCAGAAUAAGGAGCAGUAGGUUGCCUGAAUAUCUGUGGGGUUGGGAUGGCAGUUGUGGCCAGGAGGUGCCUAAACCCUCAGCCACGAAUUUGUGCCUGGUUGUUGUGUCUUUCUCCUCCCCCCUGCCCCCUUCUUUAGGUCCCCAUUUCUUUUCUCCAAGAUUUAAUCUGGCUGUGAAAUUGGAGUGCCUGCUCUGUGAUUUAGCCACCAUUUGAUGGGCAUGGAUCAAGAUCAAAUGGAGGAUUAGGGGAUUCAAGGAUUAGGGGCUCCAUUGCAGGGUGGGAUGGGAGAGAGGAGCUCCUGAGUGGGAAAGCUCUUUGAAGAGGAAAUGAGAUGAGUGUAGAGGAUGCUUUUCCUCUUGCAGGAAUUUCAUCAAUGUCCAUUUAAGCCCUAUUGUAUCUGUACUGGUUUGGCAUCUCCCCUCCUUGCUUGUUAAAGGGGUGCCUGUUGUAUCCCAUAAAAACAGGAUUUUCCUUGUUUCACUUGGAGUUAAGGACCAAAUGCUGUGAAUAACCUAGAAGGGCUCUUCCUACCAAUCAUCUCCUCUUCUCCUGCAGGAAACACACAAAGUUUACAGGCAGAAACUGGAAGAAGUCACUGGCUUGCAGACAGCCUGCAGCAGCUCCAUACACCGGCAGAAGAAGACACUGAGGGAUCUGAAGCACAGCCUGCAACGGUGCAAGCCCAGAGCGAGUCCUGAGGAGUUUGCUCUCAUUCAGGAGAUCAGCAGCCAGAUCAAGGAGAGGCAGAAUGUCUUCUUUGACAUGGAAGCCUACCUGCCCAAGAGGAACGGCUUGUACUUAAAUCUGGUGCUGGGAAAUGUGAAUGUCACUCUCCUGAGCAACCAAGCAAAGUUUGCCUACAAGGACGAGUAUGAGAAGUUCAAACUUUAUCUGACAAUAAUCUUGUUACUCGGGGCUGUUGCCUGCAGAUUUUUUCUCCACUACAGGGUGACAGAUGAAGUGUUUAACUUUCUGUUGGUGUGGUAUUACUGCACGCUGACGAUACGGGAAAGCAUUCUCAUUAGCAAUGGCUCAAGGAUCAAAGGCUGGUGGGUGUCUCAUCACUACGUUUCCACGUUCCUGUCUGGAGUGAUGUUAACGUGGCCAGAUGGACUCAUGUAUCAGAUGUUUCGCAGUCAAUUUUUAGCAUUUUCAAUAUUUCAGAGCUGUGUUCAGUUCUUACAGUAUUAUUACCAAAGGGGCUGCCUCUAUAGGCUCCGGGCUUUGGGGGAGAGAAACCACUUGGACCUUACAGUAGAAGGAUUUCAGUCCUGGAUGUGGAGGGGGCUGACAUUUCUCCUUCCCUUCUUGUUCUUCGGGCAUGUAAGUUGGAUGAUGCCCUCCUCCCUCUGCGGCACAAUGUCUGCUGCUGCACCCCCCCACAAAGUUCUGGCAGCUGUACAAUGCAAUCACGCUUUUCAGAUUGUCAAGGCACAAGGAAUGCAAAGAAUGGCAGGUUUUUGUGUUGGCUUUCACAUUCCUGCUGCUCUUCCUCGGGAACUUCCUCACUACUCUCAAGGUGGUGCACACUAAACUCCAGAAGAACAAAGACAAGGUGAAGAAGCUGUGACUCCCCCUGUUCCCAGUGUGCAUCUAUCUCUCUGUCCCCAGCAGGGCUGGGUUUGGGACAGAUCCUGCUCAACCCCAGCCAGGCGAUGGAUGGGCUCGGAAGGACUCUCCUGUCCCUGUGUUUGGUGAAGGACUCUGCCAGCACAGACUCAGUAUUAAUGCAAGCAUGGCUCUACAGUCACACUCCUGCUAUUUAUGUAUAUUUAAUAUAAAAUGUAUUUGCUUCUGGGGUUUUUGUUCUGUAUAUAGAGCAGCAUGCACCUGCCUGGCAAAGUGCCAGCGUUGGGGAAUAUGUGGGAUCUACUGUAAUUCCAAUUCUGGAAUGAUACCUGACACUUUCCAGUUUUAUUAUUUAAAUUCUGGGUUUUGAAUUUAUUGAGAUUUAUGAACACUCUGGGUGGAUCAGUAAUACAGAGCGAAUGCUGUUUUUUAAGGCAUUUGUUUAAGGCAUAUUCUCAGUGGCAAUACUAACUAUGUGUACUGUGAAAAGAAAAUGCUCAUCUUUGUACCAUACUGCUGCUAUAUACACUUCUAAAAAGCUAUCUAAAGAAGAGAAAUUCCUCCUUUGGAAACAAAAUCAUGCAAGCAAAAGCAGUUUUUAAAUGGCAGGGAUGUCUGCUAGUCCUUUUCCAGGGAGACCAGGUCAUUUGUCCAGGCCUGACAGGACCUAAAAUAAACCAUUCAAUAUGCAGCUGCCUCUGCCCCCUUUUUGUAACAAACACACAGCCCUUGGGUUGGUUUUUGAGGCAUGGUUCUGGAAAGGGGGAGGACAGACUCAGUUCAGAUAUUAAAUACUGUCUUUAGAUGCUGCACGUGUACCAAUGCUGAAGAGAAUGGAAACACUGGGUCAAGUGGAUGGCAGGGGACAAACACUGACUGCUACCCUGCUACAGUCCUUGUGCUGCUUGACUUUACAGUCACUCAUUUGAACACCCUU
This is a messenger RNA of Cyanistes caeruleus (blue tit), 2635 nucleotides long. The record is from RefSeq and is a predicted model, not a curated record. NCBI's taxonomy places the organism in Eukaryota, Metazoa, Chordata, Aves, Passeriformes, Paridae.